Ylistrum balloti is the source of this 1041-nucleotide messenger RNA. Its product is annotated as ATP-dependent helicase wrn-1-like. The transcript has a single exon. Bases 1 to 1041 code for a protein of 346 amino acids. The record is from RefSeq and is a predicted model, not a curated record. Gene Ontology annotation, cellular component: chromosome; nucleoplasm; nucleus. Gene Ontology annotation, molecular function: nucleic acid binding; four-way junction helicase activity; ATP binding. NCBI's taxonomy places the organism in Eukaryota, Metazoa, Mollusca, Bivalvia, Pectinida, Pectinidae. Gene Ontology annotation, biological process: double-strand break repair via homologous recombination; telomere maintenance.
AUGGAUGUAACUGAACUAAAACUAAAGUUUGAAGCAAUAAAAGGAAAAUAUGGUAUUGAUUUUGAUCCUAAACCAAAACAAAAUGUAAUAGGAUUGCUUCCUACUGGAUAUGGAAAGACAUUUUGUGCCGUUCUGUCGUCAAUGCUGGUCAACAUAGAAAAUCCUAUUUCAUUAGUUAUCUCACCUUUAAGGACACUUAUGAAUGACCAAAUACAGACUCUUAACAACUGGAACUUUACGGCCGUUAAAAUAGAGCCGGAUAUGGAUUCCGGAAUUGUUAAGGAUGUAAAAGAAGGCAAAUUCAAUUUUUUAUUUUCCUCCCCGGAAAUGGCUCUCAAACCGUAUUGGAAAGAUAUUUUCAUGUCAAAAGUGUGGAGAGAAAACACUAUUGCCCUCGUCGUAGACGAAGUACAUUGUGUGUCUGAAUGGGGCGAGGACUUCAGGAAAGAGUUCAGGCAUUUACACGAACUUCGAUCGGCAAUACGGGCCCCUGUCUUAGCACUAACUGCUACUUCUACAGAGGCUGUUAAACAAGACAUCAAAAAAUACCUACAGAUUGAUGAUGCGGUAGUUAUCGAAAAAUCACCAGACCGGACUAAUAUAUUCCUCGAUUUCCAAAAAGCCGACUCUACAGAUUUAGAAGAAAAAAUAGACUGGCUGUUGACUCAUCUACGUGAGAGAGGUUCAGCUGCGAAAAAAAUAAUUGUAUAUUGCUGCAGCGUAGAUAGAGUUGCCGAUGUAUUUAUUAUAUUACGGCGCAGUUUGGGAAUAGAUGCUUACGCGGAUAAUAUUAAAGAUUCCAAUCAUGCUCUGAUUGAAAUGUUUCAUAGGAGUAUACAUGAAAAGUCUAAAACCAGAAUUAACAGGAAAUUUAAGGACCCUAACUCAACUCUGCGUUGUUUAAUUGCCACUGUAGCUCUGGGUAUGGGCAUACAAAUUAACGAUAUAGAUAUAGUGAUGCAUCUUGGGAGUUGGAAAGAGAGUAGUAACCAGGAAUCCUUCCGUAGACAAAAACCAAUACUUACAUCAACAUGGCUCUAG